This is a messenger RNA of Alosa sapidissima (American shad), 3288 nucleotides long. RefSeq names its product protein shisa-6 (gene shisa6b). Gene Ontology annotation, cellular component: dendritic spine membrane; postsynaptic membrane; AMPA glutamate receptor complex. Lineage: Eukaryota; Metazoa; Chordata; Actinopteri; Clupeiformes; Clupeidae. The record is from RefSeq and is a predicted model, not a curated record. Bases 733 to 2757 code for a protein of 674 amino acids. The transcript has 9 exons. Gene Ontology annotation, biological process: regulation of AMPA receptor activity; regulation of short-term neuronal synaptic plasticity.
UAACUGAUACCUGGUUGGGUUGUGACGCUAGCACUUGAGUGAUGUAAGUGUGGGAGAGAGGAGGCGGACCAUAGGAUCUGUCUCUAACCGAAAAGACAACCGAUAUUCAGUGUUAUUCUGACAGGCAGAGCGCAAACAGUCGGCAUCGAAUUUACAGUAUUUGGACAAGUGUCCUAUUCCUAGUUAUGGAUAUGAAGAAAUAGUUUUCCUCUGCCAUCACGAUUUUUUUUCUUAAAUGCUUGGCUUCCAUUCACAGAAGAUGAAGAGCUUGCUUAGGCAAGAGUUCUCAACAAGGGCACCCGGAAUCUUUCACCGGGGACAGUGACGCCCAGUUCGAAGAGGUGGAAAGGGAAGAAAUGAAUGGUCUCUCCACAUCAGACUAUCCCGCGCAGCGCAUUUCAAGUCCUUCGGCGCAGUAACCGACCCCUGCGCAAUCAUCUACCAAACAGCGAUGGCUAUCACUGGCAUUCUAUUCUAAUUGAAUUAAUGGCUUCUUCAGUGCAAUCGACUGUGUCCUGUCCGAAAUGCUGCUAUGGGGAUGAGGGUAAUCGUGAGACCCACGGAUGUCAGAAUUGCCACAGCCUGAUAGGAUAGGGCUCCUGCCCGGGUAAGACAAAAGCAAAAGGGCGUCUUCGAAAGAUAGAGAGUAAGAGAGGGAGAGAAAGAUUGAAAGAGAAAGCAAUAGAGAGAGAGAGAGAGAGAAGGAGAGGGGGCAACCAAGACAAGCAUUAAAUGAAACAAGCCAUGGGUAUUCAGCACUUUCUGCUUCUGCUAAUUUAUUUGGACCCACUGAACGUGUUCUGCGCUGUCCCCAAAAGGACAAAGGCUGUGCCAAAGAAGAAACCUAAGGAAGUGAACAGUACGGCGGCACCAACCGCAUCCAUACAGCGGAUCGCGCAAGUCCAGUUGCCAACAGUGGUCGAUUUUGACAGCUGCCGGGGUUACUACGACGUGAGCGGCGCCUAUGAUAAGGAGUUUGCAUGCAAUCACACCGACCACCACUACUGCUGCGGGACAUGUGCCCUGCGGUUUUGCUGUCAGUUCAAAUAUAAACGGUUAGAUCAAAGCGCCUGCAAGAAUUACCAAAAACCAAAAUGGGACCAAACGUCAACGCCGGCUCCCGCACCAACAGAAGACACCUACGACCCAAGUAUGGACCAAACGAAUACAGCGGUCUACAUUACCUGUGGGGUUAUAGCUUUCAUCAUAGUUCUUGGAGUUUCAGUAAAAGUUGCUUAUGACAAAGCAAAUCAACCACCUCAGGAGAUGAACAUCCAUAGAGCGCUUGCAGACAUCCUUAGGCAACAAGGACCUAUUCCCAUCUCGCAGUACGACUGCGAGAACUUUGCGGCCAUGAACAGCUCCCCCAAAGACAACACGCCAGCCAGGACGGGAUCCAAGAACCAUUACACUCCAGUGCACACGUCAAAGUCCAACCACAGUGGACACUAUGGCAAAGAGAGCAGCCGCAGCGGGGGGCAUGACCUUCACAACUUUAUCUCCUCGGGCUUCGUGACCUUGGGGCGAGGCCAUGUGAAAGGGGAAAAACAUUGGCCGGUGCGGUCGCAGAGCCACCAUGGCGCCCACCAGCACAACUACAACCACGUGGGUCUUAGUAGCCCAACGCGAACACCCAAAAAUGCUCACCGAUCCCUAAGGCAUGAGAGCUCGCGGAUGAACAACAUCCUCACCUCCCAGACGGAGCCCUAUGACCUCUCCUUCUCACGCUCCUUCCAGAGUCUCUCCCACCUUCCUCCUUCCUACGAGUCUGCCAUGAAAGCAGACCUCAACAGGUUCUCCUCUCUCAAAAAACUAUCUGACAAGGACACGGACGAGUACUACAGCCGCAAACGGCACCUCGCAGACCUGGCCAUCCGCGGCACACUGCCCCUGCACGUGAUCCGGAACAAGGAGGCCCAGGGCAGCCAGCCGGCACUGACCCAACAGCAGCAGCAACACCAGCAGGCGGCCGCCGCCGCCCAGCAGCAGCAGCAACAGCAGGGGGCGCCGUCCCAGCGGCAGCGUCCACGACGGGUCCAGCGCGCCAUGUCCCAGGACCGCGUGCUGUCACCGGAGAGGGGCCACGCCGGGCACGACUACGCCGCCGCCGCCAUGGCGGCCACCGUCUCGUCGACGUCGCGCGGCAUGUCGUCGGCGUACGGCCCCAUGUCGCCGUACGGCGGGCGCAUCCUCAGCGACGAGCAGCUGCUGUCGGCCGAGCGGCUGCGCUCGCACGAGCGCCUGCUCUCGCAGGAGCGGCUCUACUCGCACGAGCGCCACUACUCGCACGAGCGACUGCACUCCAGCGACCGGCUCUACUCGCACGACCGCCUCUACUCGCAGGACCGCCUGCUCUCGCAGGACCCGCUGCUCUCGCCGGACAAGAUGAUGUCCAUCAAGCGCUCGGCGGCAGCGGCGGCGGCCAUGCCGGGCUUCCGCUCGGACAAGUCCAUGUCGCGCGCCAUCUCGCACACGGACGUCCACUUGCCCUCCACGCCACUCAUGGACCGCUACAAAAUGACGAAGAUGCACUCGCAUCCCAGUGCCUCCAACAACGCCUCGCAGCAGCCGCCACCGCAGCAGCAGCAGCAGCAGCAACACAACACCCUCAACCGGAACCAGACGGCCUCCAAGCGACAGGCCUUCGCCUCACGCCGCACGCAGACUGUUGAGCAGUUCCAGUACAUCCCCAACCAGCAGCAGCAGCAACACCACCACCACUACCGCACGGGUAGCAAGACCGAAGUAACUGUUUAACGGCAAAGACACAGGACAGAGAGAGAGAGAGAGAGAGAGUGAGAGAGCGAGAUUGAGAGAGAAAGAGAGACAUAGAACGAGUGAUGCCAGCAUCCCUGACUUAGACACAACCAGAAUGAAAGCAAACCACAGAAGGCAACGACGAUUGCAAAAACCGGGUAGAUCUAAAUCCAGCAAACCUCUGAUUGAGAUUCAUGAGAUGGUUUUGGAAAAGGAUAUGAAUAUGAUGUGCAAUACAGGAAAGUAACCUCACUCACACUGUUUCUUUUCCUCAGCCCUAGCCUAUUAUUAUCGCUCCAUUCACUACAGGAGCCCUUAACCUGUCUGUGCACACUCAUAUCUUUAUGUGUUUGACAAGGAACAAAUGAACAGAAGGACCAUACGAUAAUGAAUCUUGAAUCUUGUUAUUACGCCGCAAACAAAGACACUUCUACACCUUCUUUUUAACCACCUUACUUUUUAAGGGCUUCGCUCGGCUGUACACACGGACUGGCCUUUCAGAUAGAUGAGGAGGGAAGGAAAUGAGGGAAG